CACAGACUCCGGCAGCGCGCACUCCGCCCGGCACCGCCCGCCUCCAGCGCAGCCUCCGCGCCCGGCUUCCAGGGCGCAGGCUGCCCCUGACAUGCUCUGCCCCAGUGAGGAGGAGCGGUCGUGUUAGUGCCUCGAAGGCAAACGGACACCUGGCUGGAGAGACAAGGAAAGGCUCUGCUGCCCAGCCACAGCCCCAGGGUGGAGAUUAAGUGGCAGCGGAUCCUAGAAGCCCAGCUCACAGCACUGGAUGAGAAUUCGGCUCUUGCCUAGAACGCACUGAUCAGGCUCGGCAGCAUGGACUUCGUGAUGAAGCAAGCGUUAGGGGGGGCCACCAAGGACAUGGGGAAGAUGCUGGGUGGAGAGGAGGAGAAGGAUCCUGACGCGCAGAAGAAGGAGGAGGAGCGCCAAGAAGCCCUUCGCCAGCAGGAGGAGGAGCGGAAGGCCAAGCACGCCAGGAUGGAGGCCGAGAGGGAGAAGGUCCGGCAGCAGAUCCGGGAUAAGUACGGUCUGAAGAAGAAAGAGGAGAAGGAGGCGGAGGAGAAGGCGGCGAUGGAGCAGCCGUGCGAGGGCAGCCUGACGCGCCCCAAGAAAGCCAUCCCAGCGGGCUGCGGGGACGAGGAGGAGGAGGAGGAGGAGAGCAUCCUGGACACGGUGCUCAAGUACCUGCCCGGGCCCCUCCAGGACAUCUUCAAGAAGUAACAGCCCCGCGCCACCCACCCGGGCCCGCCCCCACACACCGGGGUGCACUAGGCUGGGGGAGGAUUUUCAUUUCUUUUAUUUCAUUUGAUUUUUGUUCCAACUGUUUCGAAGGGAAGAUCCCAGAUGUGUCCCCUGUGCCCAGAACCCCUUGCUGCUCCAGUGGGGCGGAUGAGGCAACCAGACCAAAAACCACCCCCUGCCUGCUGAGCUCCGGGCAGCUAGAGUCCCAGGCUGGGCACUGCCAGGAGUCCUGGGCUCCCCCUUCCUCCCUCGCCCCUCAGCCAUUCGGAGCCAGAGUUGUGUUGUGCCAAAGUGCCGGCUGGCUGCUUGGCAAAUCCCCCCGGGCAUAGGGGGGGGCGAAUCAGGACCAAAUUCACUGCAGUAACCUUACGUCGGGCAGAGCAGACGGAAGGGAGAUGCAGGGCUCUGCCCGCUCUCCAUGCCCCCUCCCUGCCCUUCACUAACUUCAGACAUUCCUCGGGCCCAUGCUGCCUGCCUGAUUCCAGGGCUUAGGGACAUGCGGGCAACAGGAGAGCAGCCGCAGGCUGAGGGCUGUUCCCCCCACACCCUCCGGCCCCGCCUGGAAGCAGCUCAGGGAGCAAAGCGACCCCGGCCUGCUCCAGCUCUCCAGCUGGCGGGCGCGGGUGUCCUGCCAGGCCAGAUUCCAGGGGCUGGCGCAGAGGGGACAUGGUGGGCUACAGGGCUGGUUCCCAGGGGCACCGCCCCACGGCUCUGCCCCCCGCUGCCCUGCCCAUUUCUGUUGCCUUUUGUUUGAGCUUCAGGAAGGAGCUGUUGGGUCCAGCCCCUCCGCUGGUGCUGGGCAGCCACACGCUGCCCCUUGCCUGCCACAGCAAGCGCCGGGGAUGGCCCUGGAGCAGGGGCUGCGGGACACAGAGGGACGCGUGGACUCCCCAGACAACCCUGCCCCGGGGCAGCGGGGAGCUUGGUGGGGUGGCUGGAAGGAAAGACAAAGCCUUCCUCGCCACUCUGCCUCUGCCCCAAACCCCUCCGUGGGCCCAGGCGCAACCCCAGCCAUGCCUGUCCCCUGCACAGCCCAGCCAGGGGGUGGGGGCAUCCCUGGCCAAGCUCGGCUCUUGGGGGGUCAAGCCAGGCACCCUUUGCCAUAUUCAAGACCCUGCCCCUUAGGGCAAAUGGUUGGGGAGGAGAUUUAUUAAAAAAACAAGGCCAGAGCUGGGCCCAAGGAAUGGGGGCUUCCCACCUCCCCUCCCAGCCCUGCUGCCUGGGGGGGUGGGGGGAGGUCUGGGUCUGGGGACGAUCCUGGCACGUUGCCAGAGGAGUUUAAUGUGGGGCCUGAGCCCAGAGGGCAGACCCAGCACUUAGCCCUCCCGGCGCCCCCUACUGAGUGAUUCCCAUUAUGGCAGGGCCUCCGGGGGGUCCCGCUCAGCCCACUUCCCACCCUGGCACUCGCCCACAUUCCUGCUAUGCCCAUCACUGUGGUAUCUGGGCACCAAAGCUCUUCCCCAGCCACCCUCAGGCACCCGUGCCCGCUGGCAGACCCCGAGCCCUGGCUGGAGGCACCUGUCCUUAUGCAGCGCUCAGCUGGUAUCUCUGGCUCAUGUCUCCCCCCUCUGGGCUCCGAGCCUCCCCUGCAUGGCUCCAGGGAGCCCCCCCGGCAACACCCGGGAAACCUGCCCUGGCUCUUCCCUCGACUACAGCCCCAGCCCGCCCAGGGACACAGGCAGCUUCUCCAGCCCGCGCCAGGCAGAGCCAGGUGGCUGAGGGCUCCCUGCCCAGGAUCCACCCCCCCAGUGCUGGCGCCGCCUCAGGCCUUGUUGAGAAGAGGGUAGAUCAUCCCCUGAGGCGGGUUCAGAGGCCUGGGGCUUGUCUCCUCUUCCCAAAGGGGUUUCUUUGCUUGGGAGGAGGGGUCUCGAUUGCAUUCCAGGGCUCCCAUUUUCCAGGGGUUUUGUUUUUGCCUGCGGGUUGAGUUUGAGAGAAGCCACAACGUCUCCCUCCGCAUCUGUGUCCUUCUCCGAUAGUUAAAGCCAUAUCAGUUAGACUGCAAUACUUCAGCGCACUCCAGCGAGCCGCACCGCCACGCUCCGAGCCUGUGCAGAGGAGCAGACCCAGGCGGGAGCCCCCCGACCUCCAGCGUCCACGUCUCAGGCCACCCAGUGGCCCAUGUGUGUUUGUGUAACGGGGUAAACACCCCAACCCUCCCAUCCUGUCUGCUAGUCACCGCACCAGAUGGUCACCGCAUGGCCCAGGGGACCCCAGUGCCGGGCAGGGUGAUGGGGAGUGGCCAGGGGCCCAGGACUAGGAGGGGAGGGCACUGCGCAGGGCAGUGGCAUCUGCAUCCAGGGCUGACAAGAGCAGGGGGAUGGGGGACAAUUGGGCUGGGGGCCUGAGGGUGGGGGGGGGGGGAAUGUGACAUCUGUGUAAACAAAGUGAACUGGGAGAGGGUAGGGCUGCAGUGACCAUGUGGUCCCAGCCCCCUCCCCUCCAUGUCAUGCGAUGGGCCUGCCCAUCACGCUUUGUGCAUUGAGGCACCAUACAUUGCAGCAGUUGCUGUGUGUUUUCCCCACAUGCCCACAAGGCGGGAGGGUGGGGGUCACCUGCUGCGCUGCCCAGGGCUCCCCCCAGCUCAUUAGCUGACGCUCCCAUGGCUGAUGUCUGCCAACCGCAAUAAACACAAAUUCUACCAUGGGGCAAAGGGCUGAUAAGCCAGACCCGGCUCCCCCAGGGCGGCCUGCGUUUGGUUUAUACUUUUACCACUAGACCGAGAGGUCUGCACCCCUCUGCAGAGGAAGGCGAUAGGAGCCGGCAGUGCAUCUGGCUGCCCCUGGGGUCCUGCUGGCCUAAGCAGCUGCUCUUCACGGCUUGGUGAAACGGGGCCGGCCAGCAGCUCACAAUGUGUGCGCCAAAGGCCAAGGCCGUUCAACUAGGGUGGGUAAGUGAGGCCCCUACACACACCCCACCCUGCUCCCCAAAGGGGCUGCAGGCCCAGGACACAGCAGCAGGGUUUCUCCUGGUUGUGCCACAAGGAUGUGUCAAAGGAGAGAAGUGCCAAUCUUUGUGUGUGUGUGUGUGCACGUAGGUGCAAAUGUGUGUACAAAUACGGCGGUCUUGGCGCAUUACCGCAUGCAUGUGCGCCUACCCGCGUGCUGUUUGUGCCUGAGCAAGGGGGCAGUAGGCAUGCGUCUCUGUGUCGGCGUGACUGUGUGUGUGUGUGUGCGUGCGUGCGUGUG
This is a messenger RNA of Gopherus flavomarginatus (Mexican gopher tortoise), 3905 nucleotides long. It is a transcript of the gene CPLX2, whose product is annotated as complexin 2. The record is from RefSeq and is a predicted model, not a curated record. Gene Ontology annotation, cellular component: SNARE complex; terminal bouton. Gene Ontology annotation, molecular function: syntaxin binding. Gene Ontology annotation, biological process: regulation of neurotransmitter secretion; synaptic vesicle exocytosis; neurotransmitter transport. NCBI's taxonomy places the organism in Eukaryota, Metazoa, Chordata, Testudines, Testudinidae. Bases 295 to 699 code for a protein of 134 amino acids. The transcript is spliced from 6 exons.